Brachypodium distachyon (stiff brome) is the source of this 1829-nucleotide messenger RNA. RefSeq lists its product as uncharacterized. The record is from RefSeq and is a predicted model, not a curated record. NCBI's taxonomy places the organism in Eukaryota, Viridiplantae, Streptophyta, Magnoliopsida, Poales, Poaceae. The transcript is spliced from 3 exons. The coding region runs from base 747 to 1829 and encodes 360 amino acids.
ACAAGGGUUGUGCCGCAGAAUCCUUUGAGCAAAAGUAGAAGGGCAUGCUUGGUUUGUGACAAAGUUUGCCCGUAUUCAAACUUUUGGCUGCCUAUGGAAUAAUACCAAUCCACCUCACAAUCCGUUCACAAAUUUUGCCAAUCCAUCUCACAACCGAUUCACGAAACUACAUUUUUUUUGCCACCCUUCUUCGGACUAAUUGUCUCUGAGUGGCCCAAAACUGAUGGUUAAGCGUGUUUGACACUUUUCCUUACAAGAUGGGGCCCACUGUCAGGUCCAUCCCAUUUAUGCAUUUAGCCCCUGCAUAUUUUCACAUUUAUUUUCUCCCCCUUCUUCCUGUUCUCCGGCUGCCCCUGCUCCCCUUCAUCUCCUCCUGCUUUGGCAGCUUCUCCGUGCGCAUGGAGGGCUCCCCGGACAUGAACCGCUACAUGGCGUCGCCCCAGCGGGACCUCAUGCUCGCCUUCCACAUGCUCAGCCUUGCCCUCUACACCGUUCGGCUGCUCCUGUCCCAUCUUGACCACCCCAUGGACUUCUGCACCGCCGCCAGUGCCGCUCCUCUAGAUCCGGCUGUCAUUGCUGCCACACCAUCCUCGUCGGUCCCGGUUUCUCUGGUGUCAUUGUCGCCGGCUUCCGUGGUGCCCUUUUGGCGCCUUCCUUGGCCACGGCGGCUGCCCUCCAUCUAGCGCCGGCCCCCCACGAAGGAGCGGCCUGGCCUGCCGGAGCGGAGACAAAACCCAAGCCGGUGGAUGCGCAGCUCCCCAUGCCGCCCCCUCCGCCACCGACCCCCAUCGGCUCCGCUUGCACCUACGACUGUUGAUAGCAUCACACAAUCAUUAAAUGAGUUGAAUGCUGAGUUUCCUUCGGUGGGAACACCAGACAAACAUGCUGAUUCUACUAAUUCACCUAAUGGUAGGAGCACACACCCUAUCAACGAUGGGACUCCUGUGUUUGAUGCAACCCCAACGACAUCUGCCAAUGUUGCCCGAGAUAACAGUCGGGAAUCUUGUGGAGGGACACCAGGGCCUAUUUUUGACGAAACCGUGAUGCGACACAAGAAGGAUGACACAAACGCAGGCAUUGCGGAUGAGCCCAGCCCCCCUGAUUGCACUCCUGUUUGGCAGGACACACCGUCCCAAUCUGUAGAUGGCACUGAGGAGGUCACACAGGCGUGGAAUGCUGGUGAACAACUUGAAAGGUAUCAGAAGGAACAUGCUGCAAGGGUUGCCAAGUAUGCCGAGGCAGUAAGGCAGUACUACAGGAAAUUUCCCAAAAUGAAGAGGGAUGCAUCUAAUGCUCCAGCUGAUCACACCGAAAAUGUCCCUGCAUCAACUGCUUCAGAUGAUGAUUUUGAAGCCCCAUCUCCACCCACAGUGAGAAACAAGGUCAGGUUUGAUGUUGCUAAACGGAAGGUCUCACGCGUAUCGUCGCAGGAGUCUCCUGGUGCCGUCAAUGUACGAUGCAUCCCUCGCAUUGGGACCUCCCCUUCGUCGCAGGAGUCUCCUGGUGCCGUCAAUGUACGACGCAGCCCUCGCAUUGCGACCUCCCUGGUGCUGUCGCUGCGCACCCAGCUCAAUAUGGUGAAAAAGUCUCUGGGAGCAAGCGUCGCCGAACGGUCGACAAAUCUUAUGUUUCAGAUGGCGAGGAUGACGUCGCUGAUGUGGGUGGUGAAGUUGAUGCUGCCAAGGUCUAUUGUGAACUUCAUAAUUUUUGUGUUCAUUGCUGAACUUUCAUAUUAUAUGAAUCUGAACUUCCUCAACAUUUUUGUUGUUAUUAUCAUCCAAGAAGGAGAUGAGAGGCGGCGCAGGUUGCAGCAGCAAAGUGGCUGGUAA